Molecule: messenger RNA, 1339 nt
Organism: Glossina fuscipes
Lineage: Eukaryota; Metazoa; Arthropoda; Insecta; Diptera; Glossinidae
Gene: Prosbeta3
Product: proteasome subunit beta type-3
Exons: 1
Coding region: 118-735 (205 amino acids)
Biological process (GO): proteasome-mediated ubiquitin-dependent protein catabolic process
Cellular component (GO): proteasome core complex; proteasome core complex, beta-subunit complex
Source: RefSeq, a predicted model, not a curated record
ACCCUUAAGAAAUAAAAAGUCAUCAUCGUUUCUAAAAUUCUAUCAAAAGCGGCAUUUAUAUCCACGAUUUUUCUAUUAAAUAUUUGUUAAGUUAUUAAAUUUAAUAAAGAAUAAAACAUGUCGAUAUUGACGUACAAUGGUGGCUGUGUUGUCGCAAUGCGUGGAAAAGAUUGCGUAGCUAUUGGUACGGAUCGACGUUUCGGUGUGCAGGCACAAACCAUUUCAACGGAUUUUGAUAAGGUGUUCCAAAUGAAUCCACGUAUGUUUCUGGGUUUGGUGGGCUUGCAAACUGAUAUUUUAACUGUGAAAGAUCGCCUGCAUUUUCGUAAAAGCCUUUAUGAGACCCGCGAGAAUCGAGAAAUGCAACCAGAACGCUUCGCUGCUAUGCUAUCGAGCUUUUUAUAUGAACACCGUUUUGGACCAUUUUUUAUUGAACCAGUCAUUGCCGGCCUGGAUCCUGAAACAAUGGAACCAUUUAUAUGUAAUAUGGAUUUAAUUGGCUGCUCUAAUAUACCCGAUGACUUUGUUGUUGCGGGUACUUGUUAUGAACAAUUAUACGGUAUGUGCGAAACGUUAUGGAAACCUGAUAUGGAAGCGACUCAAUUAUUUGAAACGAUAUCUCAGGCUAUGAUAAACGCUUUCGAUCGUGAUGCUAUCAGUGGUUGGGGUGCUACUGUUUAUGUUAUUGAACAGGAUAAAAUUACUAUCAAGACCUUGAAGACUCGUAUGGAUUAAAAUAUUGUAAUAUCGUUUGAAAUUAUUUUUUUAAAUAUAAGCAAUUCCUUAAUGGGUCUUAGGAAAAUAAAAAAUAAAAAUAAAUAUUAUGUUUUGAAAAUCAUCUACAAGAAACGCUGAAUAAUGGGAACGUCAUGAAGUGAAAAGUUCAAAGUAGUUUGUCUUAAAACACAAGUUCUCAAUCGAUAUUCAUGGAUUGUGAUUUUAAGAAAGCAAUUUUGGUCUCCUCAGUCCUAAUAUGCAUUUUUAAAAGAGUAUGUGGUUUGAGGACUAUUCUAUUUUCAAUUUGUGUAACUAGUACUAGAUGGGAUGAUGUUCAUCCGUUAUGGACUCUUUUUGCUUAGAUCUCAGUUUCCUUUCACUAACGUUCUGGCCAGAAUAAUUUUUAUUCGGUCUCUUAAUUGAAGUUCAAAGCUGAAUUUUAAUACCUAUGACCAUAACUCGUGACAUCUGAGAUUUGAACAUAAUAAUGAUAACUAUAUUGUACUAAUUUGUAGUGGUAGGUAUCCGUAUUCGUUCCAAAGCGAAUGUAUAAUAUAUUCAUUUUAUAUAAGUUUUAAUUUAUUUAUUAUUGAUAUUAUACUCUAGUCUGAACUCAUUUGUC